Messenger RNA from Penicillium chermesinum, 975 nucleotides. RefSeq lists its product as uncharacterized. Bases 1 to 975 code for a protein of 324 amino acids. The transcript has a single exon. NCBI's taxonomy places the organism in Eukaryota, Fungi, Ascomycota, Eurotiomycetes, Eurotiales, Aspergillaceae. The record is from RefSeq and is a predicted model, not a curated record.
AUGGUUACCGUCCAGGUUAACACAAAGCUUGGCGAUAUUCUCCAAUUUGGGUCCGAGAUUUCCCCCGACAAGGUGGUGACCUGCUUUGGAAACACAAAAACCUUUUCCCGCUGCCGCCACCCUCUUUCCCAAAGGAAGACCAUGCUGGCUCAUCGAAUCUUGGGCGAGCGGAUUAUAUUUCCAGAAUUUGAAGAAGGAACUAUUCAAAAGACAGUUGAAGAAUUAGCCAGUCUCUGUAUUUGUGGAAAGGUCCAUGAAAGCGAAAAGAUCCGCCUUGCCAAAAAAUGGAGCAAAGACGUAAAGGCUUACAUUGAUGAAACCUCUCAAGCCCCACAAGUCGAACACCGAGCUUCUGGCACUGAGGAAGUCUUGCAAUCCGAAGGCUCUAGUCUCGCUGCGGUUGGAAGAAGCGGAAGUGAGGACGUGGCUAUGCUCAACUCGACCAUUGAAGAUCUGAACACAGAUCUUCAACGAGUAUCCCUCUCGCCACGCAUGGGAUCUGAACCCGACUUUCCCAGGCCCGUGGAUCUCGCGGAAGCUACUGAAGAGGAACCCUCAGCCAUGCAAAUCGAUUCUACACACGUUAUGGAGGAUGAUGAAACCCAGCAAACUAGCCCCAUGCCAGACUUACCGCUAUUCAAUGCUGUGCGGACGAUCGUGCAUUACAGCCAGCUGAUCUGCAGUGCCCUUCAGUUAGAAUAUGGGCCUGCGCUCUUGCUAGAUACCGAGGGCCAAACCCGCCAGUGUUCGGUACUAGGUGUGAAAUUUCUGAUGGUGUUGGAGCCGGAAAGCUUUAUAGGGGGUAUUCUGCAGUCGCCAUUCGCUCCACUAGUCUUAUUUGUGGUCCUUUACCCACUCGGGAUGUAUCUUCUGGGGUCAUCAUUGGCAUAUUUUGUGGUUAUGUUACUUAUGCUUCAGAAGGGACAGAACCCGGGCUGGAUUGGUCAUGGCCAGUGCGAACGGAAGAGGAUAUGA